AUGGCUGAAGUAAAGUUUGUGCCAUUCAAGUUGUUCAUUGACCCUGCCUUUUGGUCUGAAAUAAAUCGAAGAAGACUGGACGAAUGGCAAUUGGAAUGUCCGGAGCUUCCGAUAAAGGCUGGAUUCGAUUUCAGUAGGUAAUUCUUGAAGUAAAGAAUUGUUGUAGCGUCCAAGAAAGGUAGCAGUUGCCCACUGUCAAUCUCAUUUGAUGCUUUGAAUGGCCGAAAAGAUGUGGACACUUUGGCGAUUGGAAAGUUCAAGUUGUUCGGCACUUUGAAAGACUUUCAGAAUCUCGACAGGAAAGCUCUGAGUUCGGAAUUGAGAGAUAAAGUAAGCCGACUGCUUCUGUAUAAUUUCUACUUUUUUAGUUAUGGGAUAAUGUCAGGAAUUUCAAAACCUCUGAACUCUCACCGUUCUAUGUUGCUGCUUUUGCCGUAAGUUGUAAUCGGAGAGAUUGAUUUUGUUGUCUAGGAUCUGAAGCAGUAUUUGUAUUAUUAUAUCCUCUGUGCUCCUGCGUUGGCUUUCCCAGCAGCACUGAAGAGGUCAUCUACAACUGAGAGUCCCGAAGCCCACGUCCACGCUAAGGCUUGGCAAUAUUUCAAAGAUACUGCACAAACCGCGUCUUUGCUACUUGAGAAUUCUUCUUCGAUUAUUCCGUUAGAGAAGUUAAAGGAAGUCAAUGGCCCGGUUACUGUAGUAUUUCUGAAUCCGACUUCUGUCCCGGAACAUCUCGGUUGGACAGCGAGAAACUUGUUGGCAUUGAUUGCGUAUUCAAGGUUAGAAAACCCGAUUCUAUUAUGACAUUACAUUUUUUAGACCCGAUUGGACAAAUAUCAAGCUAUUAGCGCUAAGGAAUACGGUAGAAUCGUCGUUCUUGGUCGAUAUAAGUUGGUCUAAGCCUGACUUAAAAACUGCUCCAGAAACCGUUGGGUGGCAAAAACCGGAGCUUAUAUCACUGAAGAAUGUCUUUGAUCCUGUUAAGUAUGUUUUUAACCAAAUAAUUCUUUUAUUGUAGGCUGAUGGAGAGUGCCGUUGACAUGAAUCUUAAACUGGUACGUUGGCGGUUAGUUCCUGAACUCAAGUUGAGUAAUCUAACCGAUCUUAAAGUCCUCAUAGUGGGAAGUGGAACACUCGGGUGUAAUUUAGCUAGAAACUUCCUCGGGUGGGGAGUAAAACACUUCACAUUCAUCGAUAACUCGGUUGUUUCGUUUAAUAAUCCAGUCAGGUAAGGCAAUUUUCAAUUUUCAUUUGUUGUUUAGACAAUCUCUAUUCACUUUCGAAGAUGCCAAACAAGGAAACAAAUCAAAAUCACUAACUGCCGCCGAGUCGUUAAAGAAGAUUUAUCCGAGUGUUUAUGCCGAAGGAUUGGAGAUGAAGAUUCCAAUGCCUUCGCAUCCCAUUUCUGAAAAAGGUCGGCUCAUAUACAAAUCUGAAUGACGAACAUAUUUUUUAGAACGAGAGGGAGUCAAGAAAACAGUUAGUGAGCUAUGCUCACUGAUCAGAGAACAUGACGUGGUAUUCUUGGUAAUGGAUAGUCGGGAGUCGAGAUGGCUACCAACACUCCUCUGCACUCAUUUUGGAAAAGUACGAAUAUAACGACAAGUUGACUGAUUCGAUUUUAUUUUGGAAUUAAUAUUUUUUGUUUAGCUUGCGGUUACGGUAGCCUUAGGGUUUGACUCGUUUAUGGUGAUGAGACAUGGAGUGCGUACUGCGAAACAUACCAAAAUAACCGAGGAGUCCGAAGUCCCGGGCUCCGAAUUGGGAUGCUACUUUUGCAGUGACGUCACUGCUCCAGGAAACUCGAUGGAAGAUCGAACUCUCGAUCAGAAUUGCACCAUAACGAGAGCUGGGAUCUCGGGAAUUGCUUCCGGAAUGGCCGUGGAACUGGUCGCUUCUCUAACCCAGCAUGACCUCGGAGCAGGAGCUCCAGCUCUGAAGAUGUCAGUAGAUCACAACUCAACUGUCCUCGGAGGUACCCCUCAUCAGAUCCGCGGGUUUAUGUCCACAUUCCACUUCAUGACGCCCACUGUUCGCCGUUUCGACCGGUGCACUGCCUGUGGCGACAACAUCCAGAACGAGUUUGCAGCCAACGGGUUUGACUUCCUGGAGAAGGUAUUCAAUGACAGUUCCCAUCUUGAGAACAUUUCCGGCCUGAGAGAACUUCAGGAAUCGGUGGAUAAGGUCUCCAUUGAUGACAUUGACCUUUCUUGUACAGACUCUGAAUAA
Bursaphelenchus xylophilus (pine wood nematode) is the source of this 2226-nucleotide messenger RNA. The record is from the annotation of a GenBank genome assembly. Lineage: Eukaryota; Metazoa; Nematoda; Chromadorea; Rhabditida; Aphelenchoididae.